Messenger RNA from Durusdinium trenchii, 633 nucleotides. The record is from the annotation of a GenBank genome assembly. Lineage: Eukaryota; Dinophyceae; Suessiales; Symbiodiniaceae.
UUCUUGCUCCUAGUAGCGAGGCCAGGAGCCCCUAGUAGCGUCCUUGCUCCUAGUAGCGAUGCCCUUGUUACUGCUAGUGUUGUAAAGAUCGCAUUUGCCAGGCGCGUCAAGCGCUAGGUCUUCGGCUCAGAAGUGGAGCAACGAUGGGAUGAGAGCAGUGUUGCCGUGUUCAUCCCGAGGAGAGACAUGUUGGAUGCCGACAACAACAUGGACCCGGGAGUGCCCGCUCCAAGCACAUUCAGGGUCUAUGAGGUGUGGCGGAACUUUGGUGGCCGCAAUCGGUUCUUUUGCGGUGGCAGGUGCAUAGCUGGACCUAGUAUAGACCUGCACUUCCAGCUGUGUGCUUGGGGCAGCAUGCUUGUGCCUUCGCUCUUUUACCUCAUCUUUUGCGCGCGCUAUCUCUGGCACGUGAGCCCUUGGAUGCCCGUGUUGACAUGCAUCAUGCUGGCUUCGACCGUGGUUCUGUGGCUCCUGACGGCUUGCACUGACCCAGGCAUCAUACCACGGGCGGCACUUCAGGCGGAAGUCCCUCAGAUUCGAGAGGACGUCGCUCGUGUCACGGGUUGCCGACGUAUUGAUGACACUGCAGUGGAAAGCAUCACGCCUGCAGAAGAAGACGAAGGGUUCAGGUUC